AUGGAUCUCCAAGAGACCCAGCGUCUCCUUUCCGAGUAUCUACACGAACUCGCGGAUCUAUUCCACCGCGUGCCUGGCUCCGCAAUCUUUCUCCGCUAUGUGAAAUCAAGUUACCAGGAUGACCCAAUCCGUUCUGCCGUUGAGCUUUUCCUGUUCCUCUUCGCCGUGCGAUAUCUCCUAGCACCCAAAUAUUCUACCAAGCCUGGCGUCGUGCCACUCACUGAAGAUGAGAUCGAUGACCUUGUGGAUGAAUGGACCCCUGAACCUCUCGUCGGCAAGCCCACAAGCUUGGAAGAGAUGGAAGUCGACAAGCGAACAGUGAUUGUUGGCCCCGUAGGUCCCAAGUCGAAGCUGGCGAACGGCCGUACAGUUAUGAACCUCGGAUCUUUCAAUUUCUACAACUUCAACACGAACGAGUCUCUCAAGGAACAGGCUAUCCAAACUCUCCGCGCUUAUGGCGUUGGCCCCUGUGGACCCCGUGGAUUUUACGGCACACAGGACGUUCACAUGAAGACCGAAGACGAUGUGGCUUCCUUCUUGGGGACCGCAGCUUGCAUUCUCUACUCCCAAGCCUUUUCGACCAUCUCGAGUGUUAUCCCCGCUUUCUCGAAGCGUGGAGAUAUCAUUGUUGCGGACAAGGGGGUCAGUUUUGCGAUUCGCAAGGGUAUCCAAAUCUCUCGAAGCAUUGUCCGGUGGUAUGAGCACAAUGACAUGGAGGAUCUCGAGCGAGUGCUCGCGAAGGUCACCAAGGAGCAGGCCCGAAAGCCAUUGACUCGCAGAUUCAUCAUUACAGAGGGUCUGUUCGAGUCUUAUGGCGACAUGGCGGACCUGCCCAAGAUCUCACGGCAGAUCGAGCUCCGGCUCAAGUACAAAUUCCGUCUCAUCCUCGAUGAAACCUGGUCCUUCGGUGUUCUGGGACGCACUGGCCGUGGUAUCACAGAGCACCAGAACGUCGAUGCUGCCGAGGUUGAUAUGAUUGUGGGAUCACUGGCUGGUCCUCUUGUUGCUGGUGGCGGCUUCUGUGCUGGUUCAGAGGAGAUUGUUCACCACCAGCGAAUUUCGGCUGCCGCCUAUACCUUCUCCGCCGCCCUUCCUGCUCUACUCUCGACUACUGCUAGCGCUACUAUCAACAUCCUUCAGAACAGCCCCGAGACAGUGUCACAGCUUCGGGAACUCACUAAGGCUAUGCGGGCCCAAUUGGAUCCUCGCAGUGACUGGGUCUAUUGCACGAGCUCGCCUGAGAACCCCAUUCUCAUUCUGGUCAUCAAGCCCGAGGUUGUAGCUACUAAGCGACUCACAGAGACCGAUCAACAGUUCUUACUACAAGAUAUUGUCGAUGAGUCUCUGGCCAACGGUGUUCUGAUCACCCGGCUGAAGACGCUCGAGGACAACUUCCAACCCAAACAAGUUGUCCCACCAUCCCUGAAGGUGUGCGUUACUACCGGUCUCACGAAGAAAGAGAUUGAAAAAGCAGGAACAAUCAUCCGACACGCCAUUACCAAGGUGAUGAGCAAGAGGAAGUAA
Messenger RNA from Penicillium paradoxum, 1524 nucleotides. RefSeq names its product serine C-palmitoyltransferase subunit lcbA (gene lcbA). The transcript is spliced from 4 exons. The coding region runs from base 1 to 1524 and encodes 507 amino acids. NCBI's taxonomy places the organism in Eukaryota, Fungi, Ascomycota, Eurotiomycetes, Eurotiales, Aspergillaceae. The record is from RefSeq and is a predicted model, not a curated record. Gene Ontology annotation, biological process: sphingosine biosynthetic process; ceramide biosynthetic process. Gene Ontology annotation, molecular function: serine C-palmitoyltransferase activity; pyridoxal phosphate binding. Gene Ontology annotation, cellular component: endoplasmic reticulum.